This is a messenger RNA of Choloepus didactylus (southern two-toed sloth), 1605 nucleotides long. It is a transcript of the gene TEX55, whose product is annotated as testis expressed 55. Gene Ontology annotation, cellular component: nucleus. The transcript is spliced from 5 exons. The record is from RefSeq and is a predicted model, not a curated record. NCBI's taxonomy places the organism in Eukaryota, Metazoa, Chordata, Mammalia, Pilosa, Megalonychidae. Bases 1 to 1605 code for a protein of 534 amino acids.
AUGGAGGAGCUCUCAGAAGCUCCUACUGAAUCCUUGGAACCUGAAAGCACUGCUGAGCAUCCAACGGCCAGCCAUUAUGAAGACCAGGAUGAAGUAAACUGGAGGAACCCGGCUGAAGGGGAGGCAAAUGAUCAGACUGAACACAGAAUAACUGCCAAGGCUGCCUACAGAAUGUCUGAUGAGGUUGAACCCAAAAUAUUUGGCCAAGCUGAUCACAAAGUACCUGAACAGAUUGGGAUCAGAACAUCUAGUCAGGCUGACCACAGAGCAUCCAACCUUCCUGACAUUGCUGACCAUAGAGCAUUUCAUCAGGCUGACAACAGGGCAUCUAGCCAAGCUGAUCAUGUAGCGUCAGAACAAACUGAUGGCAGAUGGUCUGUUCCUUCUAAGCAAAGACGUUCUGAAAAGACUGAUCAAGGAUUGUCUGUCCCAUCUGACCUAAGACUUUCUGAACAGAUUGGUAACAAAGUCUCUGACUCUGCGGAACAAAAACCCUCUGAACAGAUUCACCGCAGACCAUCUGUCUCAUCUGACCCAAGACCUUCUGAAGAGAUUGACCGCAGACUGUCUGUUUCAUCUGACCGAAGACCUUCUGAAGAGAUUGACCGCAGACUGUCUGAUCAGACUGAUCACAGAGCAUCUGUACAGACUCACCGCAAAGUGUAUGACCAAGCUAGUGGCCUAGAUAAACAUGAGGCUGAGAGUGAUGCUGACCACCUCACAGAUGACUAUGAUGACUAUGGUGAAUCUGACCAGAUUAAGAACAGAACAGAUGGCAGGGUUGAAGACACAGAAGACUACCUGCCUGACUAUGGAAUACCUGGCCUGUUUGACUACAAAACUUCUACCCAAUUUGACUCCCUCAAGGUAGACGAAAUGGCUGACUACAGAGUACAACCCUGCAAAUUUGAGGAUAGCCAAACAGACGUCAAAAAUUCAAAGGCUUUAGUUGAAGAAACUGAAACUGAAGGUGAAAGUGUGAACUUUAUCCCAGCCUACCAGCUAGCUGACGUGAGAUUCACCAGUUAUUACACAGCAAAACACCGAGCCUAUUCCCAAAGAUUACCCUCCAUCUCAUCCAAAUUGGACUAUCUGAUCAGUCCAGAAACAGCUCAAGCUAUAGAAACCAAAUUUGAUAGUAUUUCACAAUCUGAGCAAGAAAAGAUUUCUCACAUAAGCAACCAAACUUCUAAGAAGAAGUUCCCUCCUAUAGUAUAUGAAGAUCCUUAUCAGGUUUCACUCCAAUACAUGGAGAAACACAACAUUCUGCAGAUAUUCCAGAUCACUGAAAAUUUAGUCUAUGAAAAGCCAGAGGACCCCCUGCAUUUUAUGCUCUGCCAGGGGUUCCAAGAGUUGCUGCAGGUAGAAAAGCGCCUCAGGCCAGUGCGGAUUUCAGAUACCAGCCCGGCGAGAAGAGCAGGAGAGGGCUCUUCUGAGAUGACCAGGGACUGUACUGGCUACACCAUGGGCCCUCAUCAUGAUUCACCAUGCCACUGUGCUUCGGCCCCGGCAAAUCAUCACUACCUUAAAUCUGCCUUGCGGAGGCCUCAGUUCAUCACUCAGAAGUACACGGUCCCUUCUUUCCACACCUUAGAGAUCCCUUGA